Messenger RNA from Botrytis fragariae, 360 nucleotides. RefSeq lists its product as uncharacterized. The record is from RefSeq and is a predicted model, not a curated record. Lineage: Eukaryota; Fungi; Ascomycota; Leotiomycetes; Helotiales; Sclerotiniaceae. Bases 1 to 360 code for a protein of 119 amino acids. The transcript has 2 exons.
AUGCCUGGGUGCCUUCCUCGUCACAUUCUUCCUAUCCAUAUCCACUUGGCCAUCCCAGGUGCAAACUCUCGAAAGAGGUAUAUGUUUACGCAGAUAUUAAUUUGUAUACCAGUGCUGUACCAUUUUUUAACACACUCCUUACCACCGAAUUGUUCGCGCCAUGGUCAAAAAUAUCUCAACCCUAGUCAAGCCCGGAUCUUUUUCCUGUCCCUGGUUAACAUGGAUGUAAGGGCAACGAGUGGUCAGUUUCAUCUUGCAGCUAAGAAGCGAGUGCAGCUUUGCAAGGUUUUGCAGCAAACGACCUUUCCAACGCGGUUACAAGAAGCACAGCAGCCAAUUCUUUGCGAAUAUAUUGAUUGA